GAAUUCUUUUAAUAAUUUGAAUAGUUCCUGGAAUAAUUCCAUGAAUACUUCAUUCACAACCCCAGGUGGAACUUUUUAUAAAAAAGAUGAGGAGGAAAGCGAAGGCAUCACCAACCAAAAUUCAUUCCGUGCUGGCCUGGGCUUCAAAGGAAAAGAUGACUCAAGGGGAGGCUCUAGGGGUGACAGGGGAAGAUUUAGAAAUGAUGGUGGCAAUCAAAGGGAUGGUUUCAGAGGAGGAAGAGGGGGAUUUCAAAGAGAUAAUGGAGAUGGAGGAUUUCGAGGUAGAGGUGGAGGUUUCAGGGGCAAUCGAGGAGGCUUUCGAAAUGGUGAGGGCGGCGGUGAUAGUGAAGACAGAGGUUUCUCUUCAAGAGGUCGUGGUGAGUUUGGCAGGGGGCCUAGGGGAGGUAGAGGUCGUUUCAAAAGUAAUGAAGAAAAUGACAAUUUCAAAGGGGGAUUAAAUAGAAGUGAAGAUGGUGAUGGCGAUGAUCAGAAGGGAUUUUCCCCUCAUGGUCGUGGGGGAUUUGGUGGUGGGUUCAGAGGUGGAGAUAGAGGAGGUUUCAGAGGUGGGGAUAGAGGAGGCUUCAGAGGUGGGGAUAGAGGAAGCUUCAGGGGUGGGGAUAGAGGGGGCUUCAGGGGUGGGGAUAGAGGAGGCUUCAGGGGAGGACGAGGAGGCAGAGAUGGAGAAUUCCCUAGAGGAAGGGGAGGAUUUAUGGGGGGUUAUGGCAAGAGCCCAGGUCUUGGAAUGGAUGGUGCUGGUGAGAACAAGAGGAUCACUUUUGAUGACUAGACAGCAGAAAGAAAAUACAAGGUGCACAAGGAUCUUGGGGUGAGCGAGCGUACAGAGAUCUCAAGGAAACUCGUGGAAAGGGCUACCGUCAAGAGAAGAACAAAAAGAAGAAGGGAUCAUACAGAGGUGGUGCUUUAGAUUUUGGUGUCAAUUCUGUCAAGUUUGACUCAGAUUAAUGAUCAUAAAACUCUUGAUUAAUGAUCAGUAAGGUAAUAUACAGUAUCUAUGUGAAAAACACCUGACAUUUAAAAUACUAGUGAAGUGCUCACUCCAUACUAUGGGGCAGUUUUGAAAAUGUACAUUUGUUUGUCAUUGUGAUGGUGUUAUUCUAGUUUUGUGAUGCUUUGACACUUCCUUCAUAGUGCAAUUCAUACAUGAAUAUGUUGUGUAAUCAGUGUUGAACUGAAGAUUAUUUUAAUGAACAGUACGUGCUCAUGGUUUUUGUAGGUUGGAGUUUAAGCGCCAAACCCUCAGGGUCUAUAUAGUUCUUUACUUAGUGAUCUAUCAAGGGUGUGCAUGUUAUGUCAUGUAUGAAGCACAGUUCCUGAUAACACAAAUAAGAAGGCAUUUGUUUUUCAUUAUGCAGUAGUGUAUGAUCCCUAUGGGUUUAGCACUUCCCCCACAAUAAUAAUUUACAUAUAACUAAGAUUAAAUCAUUUUAAAAGUUGUUUUUAUAUGCCAGUAAGUUUUGGUAAGGGUGUCUAUAAGAUGUGCAGUAUACAAGUGCUAUUUAAUGACUCCAUAUAGACUGGUAAUCGAAUGAUUAUGCACACAAUUUGUUUAUUUUUGUUGCUUUAUAGAUCUGACCAACUAAAUUGCUGGUUUUAUUUGAUAUAAAACUCGAAAGCAGGGAUGGUGUUACUUGAAUUCAUAGUAUUUAUGUGGGUUCAAAUGCCCUCUUGGUUUAAUUUCAUAAUUAGAAUGAAAUCAUGAUUUGAACACCUAGUAUAUUUAUUUUUUCCAGUGAAAAUUUCCAUAAGGUUACUCCAUGGGGAAAGCAGGAAAAAAAAAAAAACUAUGGACAGUUGGGUUUUGUAUAUUUUGUAAUUAUUCUUAGUAUUGUUAAAAAAGUGCAGUUUUUCACUCGACAUACAUGACAUUAGCAAAAUAUCCCUAACUACUUGUACCACAAGACUGUAUACAAAGAUCAGGCUAUCUUACUCUAGGUUACCUAGUACUGAUAGGUAGUGGCUUCACAUGGUUCAUUCGGUUCUUGUGAAGGAUGUGUUUCUCGAGUAGUUUUAUAACAAAAUAAACAUAUUGUGUAUGAGUGUUAUAAAGCAUUGUAUGAAAGUACUAUUGGAAUACAUUUGAGGUAUUUUUUAAUAAAUAAUUAAAUUUUA
Molecule: messenger RNA, 2130 nt
Organism: Cherax quadricarinatus
Lineage: Eukaryota; Metazoa; Arthropoda; Malacostraca; Decapoda; Parastacidae
Source: RefSeq, a predicted model, not a curated record